AUGCAGACUCCACGGCAGCAGCAGCGUCGCGACGGCAGCAAUUGGGCCGCCAGUCUCGCCUGUGGCCUCGUCCUGUUGCAGCUCUGCGUCGGCGGGCCCGUCAUAGUGCCGCAGUUCCUCACCGCGGGUACCGGAAGGAACAUCAGGCACUUGCCGUGCGUGUCACGUCGCACUGGCGAGCAGGGCGUGUGCAUGUUCGCGUUCACCUGCGCCAAGGCUAACGGCACCCACCUCGGCACCUGCAUCGAUCGCUUCUACUUCGGCAGCUGCUGCAGAAUCGACCGGGAGGCGGACGGCGCGGAGCAGCCCGGCGUCUUCGCGAUCCAGGACGGCAAUCGGGUCGACGAGGGACAACAAGCCGCCGCGGGGUUGGACAGCAACGACGUGCCCGGCAACGUCGAUCUGCAGGCGGCGGUCGUUGCCUUCCCCAAGCCGCCGACCUCCUCGUCCAGUUUCGCUACGACGGAGAGAACGACGUCGACCACGAGCAAUAGAGUCGUAGUCGAGACGACGUCGCCCAGGAGCAGUACCAGCCCUUCGUCCGGUUCGUCGACGAGCAAGAAGGAGCAUCUCAAGACUACCCCGACAACGACGACGACGACGACGACGACGACGAAGAAGUAUGCCACGAGCCCGGAGUCGACCACUCAGUCGUUCCGCAUCUCGACCUUCCAGACGGUCCAGAGUUCCACGGAAAAAUCGACCCCGUCGACGAGCUCGCUCGGACCCUUCACCACCAAGCUAUCGAACUCUUACCCCUGGAGACCCACGAGCUCGUUUUCUCGGCCGAGCUCGACCUCUACUGCAACGACUCAAGCCAGUAGCAGUAGCAGCAGCGGUGGAUAUUUCAAAACGACCACCACCACCCCCAGUGCGCCAAAGAUAACGAGCAGUCCGACUUGGACGUCGAUCGCGACCUUCCCCACGUCGCUGGCGGCCUUGUCCUCCUCGGCGGCGACGGCAACUGCGAGACCAGCGGCGGCUUCGACGAUUUCGUCGUCGAGUAGCAAAAAACCGACCCACAAGCCGUUCACCCCGUCGUUCGGCGACAGGAUAAACGCCGAUCUGAGCUCGACGAAGAAAAAAAUUCCCCAGACAACGACGACGGUCGGCGAAUCGAAAACGACCACGACCAAGGUACCGAGUAGUAGUACGCAAACGUCGACAACCGGCAGCACGAGCAGCAGCACCACGAAGAUACCGUCGAGCACGAGAUUCCCACCGAGGAACGCCACGACGCCGCGUCCGGUCACCGAGACGACGACGACGAGCUUCGUCACGAGUCAGCCGGUGAUCGCGAGCACGACGACCUCGAAGAAACCGUCGACCAUCAGAAAACCGACCAAGGGAUCGUCGACGAAGAAGCCCUCGGCUGGGACGAAGAAACCCGCCACGACUUCGACCAGCCCGGCCACUACUACCACGACGCAGGAAUCUUUGACCACCACGACGACGAACAAAGUUUGGAGCAAAAAGCCGAGCACCAGCGCCGCGAGUUCGACCGGCACGAAAAAGCCGACGACGUCGAAGAGACCGACGACGACCAAGUACCCGACUUACGUGACGAUCAAGCGAAACCACACGAGCUCGAGCCCGAGCUCGACCACGACCACGACGACGGCUUGGAUAUCCUCGUCGACUCCGUCGAAAUUCAUCGUGACGACGGCCAGACCCUCGACGACCUCCAGCCACAAGUUCACGCCUACGUCGUCCUCGACGAUCGUCAUCGGCAACACGUCGCCUUUCCAAAAGUUCACCACCAAGCCCUACGUGUAUACGAGCAGCAGCAGCAGCACAACCCCAUCAAUUUCGACGGCAACGAGCCCUGCUGGACCCUCGUCAACGACACAUAAGGUGCAGUUCGAUAAGAUCGGCGCGAGUUCGACGUCCAACAAGCCCAGACCGUCGUCCAUCCCGACGACGACGUUAAAGACGACGACAUCGAGCAGCAACAGAUUCACUAGCCCACCGGAGCCGGACGAGACGACGGCGACGACGUUCAUCACCUUCACCGAGGAGGAGGAGGAGGAGGACAGCGCCGAGGAGAUCAUCACGCCGCCGGGUAUCAUAACGUGGACCUCGUUGUCCGAUAGCGGCGACGUCGUCGAUACGUCAACCAAAGAUAACGACAUUUACGCAGACACCACUGUGAAAAACUGGAUUUCAACGUCCUCUUCGUCGACGACGACGACGACGGCGAGCAAGGAAACUACCACGGAGAGAGCAACGACCAAGACGACGACGCCCAAGGCGACGACGACGACGACUUCGCAGGCGACUACCACCACAACGACCACGACGACGUCGUCGACGAGUCCGAGCACGUCGACGAGUGCUACGAUCAAAACAACGAGCUCGACGACACCCGCACCGGCUAGACCAACGACGCAAUCGACGUCGUCCUCGAGCGAGUACAUAGACAAAUUGUCGACCUUCGCCUCGGUCACGGUCGCGCCCGACGUCCAGGAGUUCCCGGCCUUGAACAUGUCCAACUUCAAACACGUCUGCGGUAGGAGACUCUUCCCGGAGCCCAAGAUCGUCGGCGGCGACGGCAGCACCUUCGGCAAGUGGCCUUGGCAGAUAUCCCUGAGGCAGUGGCGCACGUCGACCUAUCUUCACAAGUGCGGCGCGGCUCUUCUCAAUGAAAAUUGGGCCAUCACCGCGGCUCACUGCGUUCAAAACGUCUUGCCGUCGGAUCUGCUGCUGAGGAUCGGCGAGCACGACUUGGGCAACGAGGACGAGCCGUACAACUUCCAGGAAAGGCGAGUUCAAAUUGUCGCCAGUCAUCCGAACUUCGAUCCGCGCACCUUCGAGUUCGAUCUGGCGCUGAUGCGCUUCUACGAGCCCGUGCUGCCUUUCCAGCCGAACGUCCUGCCGAUCUGCAUUCCCGACGACGACGAGGAUUACGUCGGCCAGACGGCCUACGUCACCGGCUGGGGUCGCCUCUACGAGGAUGGCCCGCUGCCGUCGGUACUGCAGGAAGUCGCCGUACCAGUUAUAAAUAAUACCAUCUGCGAGGGCAUGUACAGAAACGCCGGCUACAUCGAGCACAUACCGCACAUAUUCAUAUGCGCCGGCUGGAGAAAAGGAGGCUUCGAUUCCUGCGAGGGCGACAGCGGAGGUCCGCUGGUGAUCCAGCGCAAGCGUGACAGGCGCUGGGUGCUGGCGGGCGUCAUCAGCUGGGGCAUCGGUUGCGCCGAGCCCAAUCAACCGGGCGUCUACACGCGCAUAUCCGAGUUCCGAGAGUGGAUCAAUCAGAUAUUGCAGUUCUAGACGAAAAGAUAAAACGCAUAACAGUAUUUUCCAUAUUGUGUUUUUUUUUUUUUUUUAAAUUUUCUACGUCCGGUAGGAAAUCGAAUGUAUCUCGAUAGGCCGC
Molecule: messenger RNA, 3376 nt
Organism: Trichogramma pretiosum
Lineage: Eukaryota; Metazoa; Arthropoda; Insecta; Hymenoptera; Trichogrammatidae
Product: serine proteinase stubble
Exons: 8
Coding region: 1-3273 (1090 amino acids)
Biological process (GO): proteolysis
Molecular function (GO): serine-type endopeptidase activity
Source: RefSeq, a predicted model, not a curated record